Molecule: messenger RNA, 1852 nt
Organism: Candoia aspera
Lineage: Eukaryota; Metazoa; Chordata; Lepidosauria; Squamata; Candoiidae
Gene: SKP2
Product: S-phase kinase associated protein 2
Exons: 10
Coding region: 283-1527 (414 amino acids)
Biological process (GO): SCF-dependent proteasomal ubiquitin-dependent protein catabolic process; G2/M transition of mitotic cell cycle; regulation of cell cycle
Cellular component (GO): SCF ubiquitin ligase complex; nucleus; cytosol
Molecular function (GO): protein binding
Source: RefSeq, a predicted model, not a curated record
GUUUUUGAACGUUUUUUCAAGAAUCUAAGAAGGUGUUACUGUAGUAGCAAAAGAAAAAUAUAUGAGAACUGUUUCCACCACAAGGCACUACAAUUCCCGAGAGCCACUGCGAGAUCUAGAACGUUAGCCCGGGCGGAUCGAGCGCGCGAGGUUCUGUUGCUGAGUUUCCGGAGCUGCGGCAAGAUUAGCUCGAUCAACAAAGCAAAGCAAGGCAAGGCGCGGGAACGGAAAAGCCGAGGGAUCGGAGAUCCCCGUUCUUAAUGCAUCACACUUCUGAGCAUCAUGCACAGGAGACAUCUUCAGGAAAUUCCAUGUUUGGGCAGCAACUUCACUACAAGUCUGCCAUGGGGUUGGAAUCCUAGCAAGACUUCAGAGCUCCUCUCAGGCAUGGGGGUGUCUGCUCUUAAGGAUAAACUAGGCAGUGAGAACACCCCCCAGGAACUGUUGAUGUGUGAGGGUCCACCCACCAAACGGCAGAAAGUGAGGGAAACCAAAUUUGUGAUUGUCCACCAGCCUAGACUGCUUCAAGAGGCAGUACCAGGUGUUUCUUGGGAUAGCUUGCCAGAUGAGUUGCUGUUGGGAAUCUUUUCGUAUCUUACCUUGGCUGAUUUGCUGAAAGUUUCCCAGGUUUGUCAGAGAUGGCAUCGCCUUUCGCUUGAUGAGUCGCUCUGGCAAACUCUUGAUCUAGCAGGUAAAAAUCUCUUGUCAGGAGUUAUUGGCCAAUUGCUGUCCUUGGGGGUGAUUGCCUUCCGCUGUCCAAGGUCCUGCAUCGGGACACCUUUGUUUAAAACAAGCAGAGCUCUUUGUGUGCAACAUCUGGACUUAUCGAAUUGUACAAUAAAGGUUGCAGAUCUCGAGAGUAUUCUUUCCAGAUGCCAGAGCCUGCAGAAUCUCAGCUUGGAAGGUCUUGUACUUUCUGCUGAUAUUGUUAGAAGUAUAGCACAGAACCCCAACUUGGUCCGGCUGAACUUAUCUGGAUGUUCUGGGUUCUCUGCAGAUAUCUUGGAAGUGAUGUUGAAAAGCUGUCCAAGAUUAGAAGAAUUGAACUUGGGGUGGUGUGACUUCACAGCCGAGCAUUUGAAGAUCGUAGUCAGUCACGUUCCUCCGAAACUAUUGCAGCUAAACCUUAGUGGAUACAGACAGAAUCUCCUGAUGCCAGAUGUUAAAACACUACUAGAGAGAUGUCCUGGUCUAAUCCAUUUAGAUUUAAGUGACAGUGUUAUGCUGAAGCCCGAAUGCUUUGUGUAUUUCCACCAGCUCACACGCCUUGAGCACUUAGGUCUUAGUCGAUGCUACCAAAUACCGCCUGCGGCUUUGCUUGAACUUGGUGAAAUAGCUACACUCAAAACACUGCAGGUUUUUGGAAUAGUGACUGCCAGUUCCCUACAGCUCUUAAAAGCGACGCUUCCUCAUAUAAAGAUUAAUACCUCCUAUUUUACACCUAUUGCAAGACCCACCAUUGGUUGCAAAAAGAUGAUUUGGGGAAUCCAGUGCAGGCUGAACUUGAGAAAUCCAGCUGGUGUUUAAUACAUCCCGAAAGACACUUUCAGACUUCUAGCGACAGCAGUAUCAGUUCCUCAAGCCUUAAGUAUGGAGUUCUUGCAUUCUGUUUUAACUUGACAAUUUGCAGUUAUGGACCUGGUUUCAUCAGUUUGUGACCAAAUGCUAUCAAGUGUUUUACCAGUUGUAUUUUUUUUUCUGUUUUAUUUUCCACUACUUUUACUGAGGCCUAUCCAAGAAAUGCUAAUCAUGCACAAAUAACUGGCAUGCAAUAUGCACACUCUUCUUGUGGAUAUAUAUAUUUUUUAAAAAGUAGCUCUAGUUAAUAAAACUUGAACAAGUUUUCAUAUUC